AUGUCUAUAAGUAUUCCUAAUGUUAAGAAUAAUUUUUCUCUUUUAAUAAAAUUAAAGUCAUUACAUCUUUUAAAUAAUUCUUCUAAGAAUGAAGUUAAUUUAAAUGUAAACGUUUUUUAUGACAUCGAAGACGAAGAGAAAAUAAAAUGUAUCCCAGAGAGAGUUCAUUCAAUUGAAACGUUUAAUAAUGAAUACAAUUUUGUGUUCAAAGUCAGUGUAAACAAAUGUUUCUAUUUGCCCUUUAUCUGUUUAAAGGGAAAAUGUCCGAAUUUUAUACAUAUCACAUUUGUAGAUGAGGAUGGAAAAAACAAAGAAAGAAAAAAAUUAGGAUUAAAAAUAUAUUUAAAUAAAAAGUAUAGCUUUUUAAAAUGUUACAGUUCAUAUAAAACAUAUAAUGUUUAUGAAUGCAAUAACAACAAUGUUAAAGGCUAUGUAGAGUUGGCAUGUGAAAUCGUUAGUUGUGAACAUCCUUUGGAGUAUUUUCCAAAAAAAAAUAAAAAAAUGGAUAACGACGACUACUUUUCAUUGGCAACAGAUAUAUCAAUUAGCAAGCUAAAAAAAGAAAUGAUCAUAUGCAAAACAGAUAAAGAUAUGGAUACUCACAUAGAAUCAUAUAAUCUGGAGAAUAAAGACAAUAAUUGUGAAAAAUCAUCACCAUAUAAAAGAAAUAUUCUUGAGAUAUUUUCUUCUUCCUUUAAAAAUGCAUAUAAGAAAAUGCCUAUACCUUUAAUAACAACUUCGAAUUUGGUUGACAUUCUUUUAAAUACUAUGCUUGUUCAAUAUAGAAGAAAUGGCAUACAAAAUCCUCCAUGGUUAAAAAUUAUUAAUGACGCUUACGAUUUACACUUAUUUAAACAUUUCCAAUUGUGCAACAAUAAAAAGGAUUAUCAAAUGUAUGAGGAAAUUAGGACUUGUAGUUUAUUUCUUUAUCUAGAUAGUGUAUUUCUAAAUACAGCCGCUCAGUUUUCUAAAUAUGUUAUAAUACAAGAAUAUACAAAAUAUACUAACCCCAGAUAUGUUAAUAAAUUACUUAAAGGAAAGUUACAUCAUAAAAUAGACUUGGGUCAUAAUUUUAUAUACGAAAAAAUCGUGGAUGAUUCACCUUUGGAUAUGCUAAAACUAUUUAAAAAUGAUGAAAUAUAUGUAACUAAAGAUUCUGGGGUUAUAGGGGAAGGAUUGAUUGGUAUCUUAAUAUUUGGGGAUGAAAAAACGGAUGCCGAAAAAGCUUACAAAAUAUACAAUAGGGAAAUAAAAGCUCAACAAUGGUUAAACAAAGGAAUAGCUAAAAUAAAAAUGGAAAAUAUGAAAUGUAGGAAAAAUAUAAUAAAGGAAAAAAGAGAGAGCGAAUGGAUAUCUUUAUCUUUAUUAUCUUUUAAUAUGGGAACAGUUGUGUCUUAUAAAGGAUUUAAAAUGUAUGUAAUACCGUUACCACAAUUACCUUUAAACAUAACAAAAUUAAAUAAUAUCAAAGGGAACUUGAAAUAUGAAAUGUCAUUGCUAGAAAAAAAUAUUCCAACAUAUAAUUUGCUUAAAAACCCAAAUGUAAGACAGUCUUUUAUAAUACCAUAUUAUAAACAAAAUAAUUAUGUUUUUUUUAAUAUUAAUUGUAUGAUGUUUAAAUGGAAGAAUAAUAGUGACAGUAUAUUUACACAUUCUGAAUUAGACCACUUGGAUAUCGAGAGUAAUCAUAGUGCACGUGAAAGAUGCUAUAAUGUUCCUCCCGUUUAUUCCAAUCUGUUGAAGGUUCAAAAUAAUAUUUGUUUAUAUAAAGAAAUAUCAGAUGAUUGUAAGACAGAUAAAGAGAGAUACGAGAAAAAAGUCGAUAUAUAUUUAGAGAAGAUAGUUAUAGAGCUGGAGAAAGUCCAUUUGAAUGUACCUUUUGAUUCUGUUUCCUUAAAAAUGUAUUUACAAAAUAAAGGAUUAAGAAUAAGACAUCUUGGAAGAAUGUUGAAGUUUAUUACUUACAAAUGGUUAUAUAAUAUAAUUACAUAUGAGAUAUUUAUACGUUGUAUAAAAAAAUUUAUAUUUCUUUGUAUGCGUGAAAUGUCUAUAUUUUAUAAGAAGAAAGUGAUGGCAUAUAUAUAUCAAUAUAGAGAAAAUAAUAAAAAGAAUGAGAUUAAAAAGAUGAGGGAAAAAGAAUUAAUAAGUAAUCUUUUACGAGCACAUAAGAGUAGUAAAGAGAAAAAGAAGAUGGAUUUUUCAUAUUUUAAUGAAAAAGGAAAUCAAGACAUUAAUAUAAAAAGUAAUUAUAAUGAUAAUAAUAAUAAUAUAGAUGAAUUAUUAUAUGAUACGGAGGCAUCUACAUGUAGUAAUAACACAUAUGAUGAUAAUAAUAAUAAUAAUAUGUUUAAUUAUAAAAAGAGAGAAGAUAACAAUAAAAUGAAUCAAAUAAGUGAUAGUUUAUUGCACAUAUAUGAAUUAGCAAAUGAUAAAAAUAUGAUUGAGAAUCGUUUGAAGUUUGAAAAUGUAUCUUUAUUAUCAGUUAUAUUUAAUUUUGAUAUUGUGAGAAAAUAUACAAAUAAAGAAAUGUAUAUAUUAAAAAGGGUGAAUGAAAAGAAAAGAGAUGUUAUAGAUAAUUACAUAAUAAUUAAAAAAAUAUAUAAAGGAAAUAUUAGUUUAAUCGAUAUGUUAAUAAUAAAUAUUUUUAAUAUAUUAUUAACAACAAAAAAUUAUUAUUAUAAAAAUAUUUUUUUAUUAGAAAUAAAUAAAUUAUGUUAUGAAUUAUAUAAAAUAAAUAUAUCAUAUUUGUGUGAAGAAAUACAGGAUAAUUAUAUAUAUGAUAAUUUGCAAAAGGUUCUAGGUAUAUUAUAUUUUCCAUCUUUAUUAGAAUAUGAUGAAGAAAUUAAAAAAGGGAAUAAGAUAUUUCAUUUAUAUGAUUUAAAGAGUUAUAAUAUAAGAAUAAAAAGAUCAUUGAAUAUAUAUUAUAUAGAUUUUGUUACCAAUAGGUAUAUAUUUAAUUAUCAAAAUAUUCAUUUGGAUAUAUCUAUAGAAAAUAAGAGACUAUUAUCAAUAUUAAUAUUUUAUACACUUGUAUAUUAUUAUAAUAAUAAUAAUAUAAAUAAGAAUUAUUUAUAUAUGGACAAUUUAAAAUGGGAAGAUUUUGAAAGGGUGUUAUUACAAUCUGAUAAACAGAAAAAAUAUUUUCAUAAAAUAUAUGAUGAAAAAAUAAAUCUUCUUUUAACAUCAAAGGAUAAUAUAACAUUAUUUAAUAAUAGAGAUUAUUUUACAUUUUAUGGUUUAUUAAAUAUAGUAGCUGAAGGAAUUAAGAUGCGUCUUUUUAAGAUGUCUAUGAAUAAAUCGUUUUAUCUAUUUAGAUGUAUAUCUGAAAAUAGUGUUAUGUCCAUAUAUAUACGUUUAAUGUGGUUAUCUAUAUAUAUGUUUUUAAGAUAUUAUAUUUCUGAAGGUUGUGAUCUAGACAGUCCGCAUAAAAAGGAUGACAUCUGUAUUAAGGAUCUUAGAAUUAGAAAUGGAUCCUCUCAAAAUGAUAUUAAAGGAAUGAAAAAAUAUGUUAAGGAUAAAGAACAAAUAAAAAAAAAAAAUAAUAAUAAUAAUAAAAAAAAUGAUGGUGAUGAUGAUGAUAAUGAUGAUAAUGAUGAUAAUGAUGAUUUGUUGUUGAAAAGGAAAAAAAAAAUAUUUUUUAAAGUUGAAGGAGAUGACACAACAUGUGAAUCAACAAUAUAUAGUGAUAAUAUAAAUGAAAAAUGUUUGAAUUAUAACUCAGAUAAUUCUGUUGAUAUAUAUGAGAAAGAUAUGUCUAUGUUUGAAAAGAUAAAUGUGUAUAAAAAAACAUAUGAGAUAUGCUCGAUAAUAUUGAAGAAUUAUUUUGUGUAUUAUCAUCCUUUAUAUUUAGAUUUUUAUUUAUCUUUUGCCUGGUAUAAUAAGGGUUCAAAUAAUGAGCAAGGAUUUCUUCACUUCUUGAGAGAAUUCAUAUUACUUCAAAUAAAUGUAUGCUCAAAAAGUUGUAGGGAAAAAAAGAUGGAAAUUCUAAAAAUGAACGAGAAUUUGGAGCAUCUUGUUUUUUCUAUAAUUUUUAAGAAUAACAAAGAGGAUGAAAAUAAUAAAAAUAAAUAUGAUAUAAAUGAAAAUAUGAAUAUAAAGAGGAUGGAUAAUUAUGAUUGUUCCUCCUUUUUAAAUGAUAUAUGUUAUCCACAUUUUAAUAUAUAUAAGGACAAUAAGAAUUAUGAUAUUUUAAAAGAUAUUAAUUUUUUGAAAUCGAAUACUCUUUUGGCUAGUUCAUUACAUUAUUUUAUUAAUUGUUUAUUUUAUUAUUACAAUAAUGAUGAAUAUAUAAAUAAAUAUAAGAGUAGUGAUUUUAUUUAUGAUAGUAUACAUAUAUGCAUAAAUUCAAUGGAGAGUGUCAAAAGGAUAUAUAGAUUAUCUAGUAAUACUGAAAAAGAUUUUGGAAAUGCAUGUCUGGAUAUAUCUUUGAUGAUAAUAAUAUUGAAGUUAAACCAUCCCAAUUUUUUAGUUGACAAAAAUAAUUGGAUGUUGUAUGCUCUUCAAAAUGGUAUUGAGGCAGAACAGGUACUGAAGCAGCAUUGUGGUGAUAGCCACAUAGACACUAUAAAAUGUAGAUAUAUCCUUGGACUUAUAUAUAUAUAUUUUAAUAAUUUCGAGUGUAUGCAUAUGUUAGAAAACGUUUUUUAUCAUAUACAUAAUUAUGAGUAUACUUAUGAAGAUAAUAAUAUUUUAAGUAGUAUUUUUUGGUAUAUCCCAGAUAAAUAUAAAGGCAGCUUAAAUUGUAUGAAUAGACAAAAGCUUAUAUUAGAUAAAAGAAAAAUAAAAUGCUAUUUAUUUUAUAUGUGGUUAAAUAUAUUUAUUCCUUUGGAGUAUUCCAAAAAAAUUAUGAAUAUAUUAUUUAUGUUAUAUUCAAUGGAUAUAUAUAAGAAGAAAAAGAAGGGGAAAUCACAUGAUAAAGAUAAUACCUUUUUUAAACAAGGGAAAAUAGAUUCUUAUGAACAAAUAAUAUUGUUUAUAAAAAAUUAUAAGUAUAUAUAUAAAAAGGAUGACUUAUUUUUGAAUUUGAAAGAAUAUGAUCAUUUAUUGAGAAGCAACGAAGAGAUAUACUUGAAAAAGAAGGAAGAAAAAGGGGGAAAAAAUGAGACAGAUGAGCAUAAUAUAUAUAAUAUAUAUAAUAAUAAUAUACAUAAUAUAUAUAGUAAUAAUAAUAUUCAUUAUUAUAUGGAUGGUGUUAAUUAUUUUAAUAAUAGUUUAGAUGAAUCAAAAAAUUUUAAGAUGAAGAAAGAUAUAGAUAAUAAGGACAUAUUAUUUUAUUUACAUAAUGAAAAGAAAAAUAAAGAAUACAAUAGCAUAACAUCUUUUUUUUUAAAAGAAUUUUUAGAUAUAGUAGAAAUAGAAUCUGAGUUAUUAUAUGAUGAGGAAAAAUAUUUGAACGAAUAUAAAUCAUAUACUGGUAUUCAAAAGAAGACAAAAAUGUAUUCAUUGCUACAUAAAUUGUUAAAAAUAAAGGAAAAGAUAAAGAACAGAAAUAAGAAAAAUAAAGGAUGUGAUAAUUAUAUGGGUUAUAUUAAUAAAUAUAAUGAUAAACAUUCAUAUUUUGAUGAUAAUAAAAGUUACAAUAAGAUUAAACAAAUAAAUUCUAUUACAGAAUAUAGUGAUAAAGAUAGUCUUUCAUUUUUAAAUUCAAAUAAAACGUGGAGUGAUACCUCAUCUAAUUACACUGUUAUUGUUAAAAAUAUAAGUGAUAAUAUAAAGAAAAAAAAUAAAAAAAAUAAUAAUAAUAAUAAUGAUAAUAAUACGUUUCAUUCUUUUCUAAUGCAUUAUGAUUAUAAAAACAAAAAGAGAAAUAAAGUUAAGAAAUCAAAAAUAAAAAAGGACAUAAAUAUUUUUAUGAGCAUAAUGUAUUAUUUUCUAAAUUAUGAGUCUUUCCAAAAAUUUUACAUGAAAACAUGA
Plasmodium adleri (nom. inval.) is the source of this 5913-nucleotide messenger RNA. Its product is annotated as conserved Plasmodium protein, unknown function. The record is from RefSeq and is a predicted model, not a curated record. Bases 1 to 5913 code for a protein of 1970 amino acids. The transcript is spliced from 18 exons. Lineage: Eukaryota; Apicomplexa; Aconoidasida; Haemosporida; Plasmodiidae.